GCAGUUUCUGCUUUCUUGCAAAUCCCCCUCUCUCUCGCUCGCUCUCUCACUGCUUAACAGCAUAGAGCUCAUCAACAAAUCCGCCAUAUGAACAAAAGCGUUUCUAUCCUGAGUAUCCUCUGACGCUCGAAGAGCAACUUGCGGGCUUUCCUCCAUCUCCUUCUUCUCUUUAAGAUCAUUUUCUGGCUACACUUCCUGAUCUCUUCUGUUAGUAAACAAACAUCAGGUACCAUGUUGGAGUCCGACCCAUUCUGUGACUUCUCAAAGCAUGAGGACCCCUCCAUCGCCCUCCCAUCCUCGUACAUUCCUCUUCCGGAUGGACCCCACACCCGGGAAUUAGCUUCGGCGAGGCGCAUGCCACCCAAGAGGGCUACAUUCAAGGUCUUUUCUGGGGUUUUGAUGCUCGCUUUAUUCUUCGCCAUUAUCAUCGGUGGUAGGAACUCAGAUGUCCACGCAAAUGGGAAUGCGUUAUUGGCUACAUCGACAUCAUCGAUGGCGUCGAAGCCGUUGCGGCCGGUGUCCCGUGGGUUAUCCGCUGGCGUCUCGGAGAAAGCGAACCACGUAUUUUCCGGCAUCGAAGUCGUUUCGUUUCCAUGGAACAAUACCAUGUUGUCAUGGCAGAGGACUGCUUACCAUUUCCAGCCGGAGAAGAAUUGGAUGAAUGAUCCUAACGGCCCUAUGUACUACAAGGGAUGGUACCACUUUUUUUACCAGUACAAUCCUAAUGGACCAGUGUGGGGUGACAUAGUCUGGGGCCAUGCCGCGUCCAAGGACCUGAUCCAUUGGCUUCAUCUCCCUUUAGCAAUGGUUGCUGAUCAGUGGUAUGAUUUGAACGGUGUUUGGACUGGUUCUGCUACACUCCUUCCUGAUGGCCGAGUUAUCAUGCUUUACACUGGAUCCACCAAUGAAUCCGUGCAGGUUCAAAAUCUUGCAUAUCCCGCCAACCUAUCUGAUCCCCUCCUCGUAAACUGGGAGAAGUACUCUGGCAACCCCGUUCUUCGCCCUCCACCGGGUGUUGAUUUGAAGGACUUCCGUGACCCGACAACGGCUUGGUAUACAUCAGAUGGGAAAUGGAACAUUGCCAUAGGGUCCAAGGUUAACAAAACAGGCAUUACUUUGAUAUACCAUACUGAGGACUUCAAGAGCUACGAGCUUUUAGAUGGGGUACUGCAUGCUGUCCCUGGCACUGGAAUGUGGGAAUGUGUGGACUUCUAUCCUGUGUCGAAGAUAUCUGGAAAAGGUUUGGACACGUCGGCUAAUGGACCUGAAGUGAAGCAUGUAUUGAAGACAAGUCUUGACAAUGAUAAGAACGAUUAUUAUGCAAUUGGGACUUAUGAUGAGAAGGCUGGUAGAUGGGUUCCAGAUAACCCAAAAAUUGGUAUUGAAUUGAGGUAUGACUAUGGGAUAUUUUACGCUUCCAAGUCGUUUUAUGAUCUGCAUAAGGGAAGGAGGGUGUUGUGGGGUUGGAUUAAAGAGUCCGAUAGUGAAAUAGCGGAUGUGAAGAAGGGCUGGGCAUCGGUUCAGAGUAUUCCAAGGACAGUGUUGCUCGAUACAAAAACUGGUACUAAUUUGCUUCAAUGGCCGGUGGAGGAGGUAGACAGUUUGAGAUUGACCAGCAGAGAGUUUGAAAGGGUGGAGGUCAAGGCAGGAUCUGUUGUUCCACUAGAUAUUGAUGCAGCCACACAGCUUGAUAUUUUCGCCGAGUUUGAGUUAGAUAGGGAGGCUUUGGAGAUGACAGCACAAACCAAUGUGGAAUUCAGCUGCAGCACCAGUGGUGGAGCUGCUGAACGGGGUGCACUGGGACCCUUUGGACUUCUUGUGCUAGCAGAUGAUAGCCUUUCCGAGCAAACUCCUGUGUAUUUUUUUAUUGUCAAAGGAACUGAUGGCAAUCUCAAAACUUUCUUCUGUGCGGAUCAAACAAGAUCUUCCGAGGCAACUGAUGUUAAUAAACAAAUUUAUGGGAGCUCUGUUCCAGUACUAAAAGAUGAAAAAUUAUCUGUGAGGAUACUGGUGGAUCAUUCAAUAGUAGAAAUCUUUGCUCAAGGUGGGAGAACAUGCAUUACAUCGCGUGUUUAUCCAACAAAGGCAAUCUAUGGGGCUGCUCGGCUAUUUCUAUUCAACAAUGCUACUGGUGCCAGUGUGACUUCCUCACUCAAGAUAUGGCAGAUGAAUUCUGCAUUCAUACGCCCCUUCCAGCCUGGCCAAGAUGCUUAAAUUGGUUCAGAGACAGAAGACGGUGAUAAAAACAUGAAGUGCUUCUUUGGCAAUCUGCAUAAUGCAUCAAAAGUACCAACUCCAAUCAUUUUUUGUUUGGUCUGGUGGGAAGGGAAUAAAAAAGAACAUAGAUUUAGGAACCUGUUGCGGCAUAGCACAAGGUUAAUCACAACGAGCAUCUGCAAUCGGUGCAUUGAAGAUUGAGUUUGAUGCCCUGUUUUGUAGCAUUAGUUUGAUGCCAUAUUUUUUCCCCAUAUAAGUGAAAAGGGCCAAUUUCUUAUAUGAACAAUGAAAUGAAGAAACCCCAUGUAGCCGCACAUCAUAUUUGAAAUUUCCAAAUCGAUUGCCUCCCUCUCAAUGGAAAGAAAAUCUCCUCAUCUUCUCCAGACCAACGUACCUCCACUUCGCAUACCCUAGUUCAUCCUUCUUUUUUUUUUUUUUUAAUCUCAGGUUUUUUCUCUCCUUCUCUCUUUAAAGUGUUGAGACAAUGAUUUUCGUUUUGAUUUUAUUUUGGUCAUGCUUCUAAUUGGUUGGCAUGGGAUGUGGGGAGGGAGAUGAGGUGGAGUGCUUGAUCACUAUGGGAAGAAGUCUGAGGAGAUCGAGGAUUGGAAUGGUGGGGAAGAUUUCAAAAAAAAAAAAUGUAAAAUUUUAUUUUUAAUUGAUUGUGUGUAGCUAUUUGUUUGUGUGUUGUGUUGGACAUGACCCAAAAAAUUACAGAUCCGGCCUUUGAAUUUCAGUCCUUAUUCUUAUUCUCAUCAAUGUCUGGCCUACACAACAAGUAUAGGAAAAGUGAAAAUUUUGUACAAGUUUCUUGCUUUUUUUUAUUUUUGUGUGUUUAUAACCGAGCAAAUAAUCAAAGAUUUUGGAGAAACUAUGAGAUUUGAAAACCAUGGGAAAUGAGAAUUGUAUUUUGCAUUCUGGUCGUUAGGGAAGAGAAAGGGUCUGGGGCGUUCUGGUAGUGAGGGCCUAGAAGAUAGCUUGCUGUGGUGCCUUGUUGUAGCGAGUACGUGUGGCAAGAAUGGAUUACAGUGGCUCCGCUGCGUGAGAUUCCAUGGAAGUUGCAGCUUGCUGAAAGUAAACAAGGGGCUGCUGCAACCCUAAAGCUCGAAGGAGGCGAGGAUCAGAGGAGAAGAUAUAUUUUAUCAUGUAGUGUAAUGAGUCUAUUGUAAUUUUUGUAAAAUUGUUGAUGUGGCAGGGUGUUAUUGGAGGACUGUUAAUGCCUUGAUAUCGGAUGGACCGUUACAAAGUGUUUUUCUUUAAUUUAAUGUCACUCAAAGUAAUUAUAACC
Molecule: messenger RNA, 3502 nt
Organism: Juglans regia (Persian walnut)
Lineage: Eukaryota; Viridiplantae; Streptophyta; Magnoliopsida; Fagales; Juglandaceae
Product: acid beta-fructofuranosidase-like
Exons: 6
Coding region: 232-2214 (660 amino acids)
Biological process (GO): carbohydrate metabolic process
Molecular function (GO): beta-fructofuranosidase activity
Source: RefSeq, a predicted model, not a curated record